UAUGUCGGACCAGAAGCCUAUUAAUUUUGGAUGAAUUAUGUCGUAUAAUUAGCGAGUUAUUAAUUAAUUAGUGAUGGGACACGUGGUGUCACUAUAGAGUCAUGAAUUGAAACCGCAAUUUCGAUCGAUAAAUCUUGGGUCUCCGACUGAUAUUCUCGUUUUUUAUUUAUUGCUUUGGUGUGCUUGGAAUUAGUUUUUUGUGUUUUUUGAAUCAAAAUUUUUGCCAGGAACUGUAUUUUAAUAUAUAUUGCCAUAUUCAACAUCAGUGUAUUUACUUUCAACUGAAUCUAUAUACUGGUAUAUUGAAUUAACGAGAAUGCAAACCUUAGAUUUAUAUUCUAAUAUCCCAACAUAACAUGCUCGCCACGAGACCACCCUACCCAUCAAUUUGUUGUUCGUCACACUAUUUACCCAUUUAAUCAAAAAUUUCCUUAUUUUAUAUACCGGUAUUGUUGCAAGCAUCAAAUCCAUGCUUCCGAAAACAAAUAACUGGCUAACUAUUCCCAUGCCUGAUAUGAACCGGUCACUGGAAGUCGUCUUAAUGGCUUUCUACUUCCCCGAGAAAAAUAUGUAAUGUAUUGUGUAGUUGUGCCAGCCUUCUGACCACGAUACUGUCCUACCCAUCAAUUUGCCCUGCGUCUUCAAAUCAAUUAAAUGUCAUUUGGUCAGAAUUUUCUUUGAAUUCUAUAUAUUGUUGCAGUCGUUGAUAUGGCUUAGAAUGUGUAGUUGAAUUUUUUGUUGCUUAACUAGCAGUUUGAAUAAACAAUACUUGUCACUAGAUUCUUCAGGGUUUGAACCCUGAAUCUCUAUUCUGUGAUACUGGUCCACUAGGGACCCUUAUACUCUUUGAGUCAGUGUGGUUUAUAAUUGGAAUUUUAACUUCUGUUUCAUGCCAUUUUGUGGUCAAAAAAGUCUAAUGGAGUGUUUUUAUUGCUUAAACGGUGUCUUUAAACUUUAGAUGCCUUAACUAGUAAAAUAUUUAUUUUCUGAGCAGUCUAGCACUGCUCAAUUUCUUUAAUUUAAAAUGUCUGGAAGUGCGGAAGCCGCAGUUCUUUUGAACAAUGAUUUUCGUUGGAAAGAAGUUUGCGAAUCUCACGCUUCAAUGAGCGCGUGCAAACUCGCAACAGCGCUAACGAGUUUGCUGUUGGAGUACAAAGCUUGUGCGAAUAUUCAGGCGAUUUUAACACAAAUUAAAGAUCAUUAUGACGAACAUUUUCAUGCGUGUUUUGAUGGCCAGUUGAAACAUAUUGGAGACGAAAAUAAUGAACAAUAUCACCAUGGUUACGAUGGACUCACGACUGGAUUUAAUUCGAAUGAAGAUUCGUUAGGAAAGCAUAGAGGGAGAAGCAAGUCUGAAGGCAACUGGAUGACUGGCUUAUCAGUUAACAAAAAGAGGAUUUCGAAAGCCAGCGAAAAUAAUUCGUCAAUAUUUGAAAAUGAAAUCAGCAUGCCAGAACGACGGCGUAGCAUGGACAGUAUAUCAAACCCCAGUACGACAGAUUCUAAAAAAUCUGCAAAAUCGAAGUUACGACGCGGAAUAUCGCUUCGUACGAGCCUAAAAUUCCGUAAAUCAAAAGGAGUAACUCUUGAUAAACCUUCAACACCGGAACCAGACCCGAUUUCGAACAGUGACGCUUCUCUGAACGAAAAACCUAAUUUUGUUACUUCAGUUCUGAGGAAGUUUCGACCUAGUUAUAAAAGAAGAUCAUCAAAGAGUUUUGGAUCUUCAGAAAAAUGUGAUCCUGGAAGUAUUACAAAGCAUGAAGGCAUAAUCAGUUAUCUAACAGUAACUAACUCAAGUGCCGGCGACACUCUUGAUUUCCAAAGAGCGAGACUCGUGCUCAGAGACAUCAAAGUUGGAUACCAAGUGGAGUUAUACACCCCAUGCAAGAGUGAAAAACCAAAGAUCCUGAUCAAUGGUUCAGAUAUAAUUGAAAUCAGAAAAACCAACGCUCUGGAAAUGCCGGAUACGGACUAUGCGUUUGUUGUAAAGUCCAACACAGAAGAAUAUGUCAUCAAGACGUCGAGGAAGAAUGAACUUUCGCAAUGGCUGACUGAGAUUCAAGACUUGAGUUCCAAAUAUGGAAAGCAUGAAUGCCAUAAACACCUUUAUGUUCCAAUGAAUGUGAAAGAAGCCGCAAGUAAUGAUGGAUCAGUGGAAAGCCAGGGGGAUGGAGAUGACUCAAGAAAGAACUCUGGCAACAAUCUGACCCCACCAUCAACAGAUUCAGCAUUACUUACAGGAGGAGAGGAACACGGUGACGGAAUAGAUUUUGUUACAACUGUCUUGUUGGGCAACUGGGAAACAACAAUGGCGGAAUUGGGAAUCCGUAAUCAGUCAACCGAAGAAGAAGAGGGCGGAGCUUUAGACGAGGAGGCGGAGCCAGGAGCAACAGCUGCCCCAGUGCCAGAAGGCCCGCCAGACCUUGAUCAGUUUCCAUGGUUUCAUGGGAAGUUAACUAGACUCAAUGCAGCCGAUCUUGUUCUCCAAGGAGGCUGUCGACAUCACGGAGUCUUCCUUGUGCGACAAUCAGAAACAAGAACUGGUGGAUACGUUCUUUCAUUCAACUUUCAGGGAAAAGCAAAGCACUUACGAUUAUCCAUUGGAGACGAAGGCCAGUGCCGAGUCCAGCAUCUUAGAUUCAACACAAUAUUCGAUAUGUUGGAACACUUCCGCACUCAUCCUAUCCCUCUCGAAUCCGGAGGAUCAACGGACGUUUGUUUAACGGAUUUCAUCAUCAACGAAAAAUGUGAGAAAAACAAGAAAGUCGCAGUAUCAAGUCAACCACCUUCACUUCACGCAUCAACAACAAAAAUUGAAAUUGAAAAUUUGAUCGUAGAUUUGGAAACGAUCCCACCGGAAAAUAAAGACGUUACAUUUUUACAAGUCAACAAUAGGAGCACUUCUUUACACAGUGUGGAAACAGAAAUACCAGAGAAUGUAAACUCCAUUUUGCGUCCGUUUUCUGAGACACCAGGCUCUAUUUUACGUCCUUUUUCAGAGCCGGGUAUAAGUAAUACUUUAACAGACGGGCCUAAUCAUGUAAACCAUCAAGUUUCAGAACUGGAAAAUGGGGGUGCUGGACUUCCCCCUACAAAUCCCCCCACUCAGCACGUGAGGGCGAUAGAGAACCAUUACGCUUUUAGUUAAAUUUUGUCACAAAAAUUUAUUUAAAAAAAUUUCAUAAAAAUCAAAAUAAAACUAUAUAUUGCCACAAAACCAAAUAACAUUUAAAAACAUUGCACAGAAUAAAUAAAUAGUUAAGAAUAAUUAUAUAUUAAUUUUAAUCGCUUCUUGCAGUCGUUCCCUUCAACUUUUUUUUCAUGACUGACGUCUUUACAAAGCCCCGCGAUUCAUUAAAAUAAAAAUUAUCUGUUGGAACUUAUACAUAAUGUCAUAUUUGAGUUACCGCCUAGUUGCCACAUUUCAUCGCUACCGUUGUCGAAUUUUAAUAAUGCCGUUAUUUUUCUUUGCACAUUUACAAAAUCGGCCAAGUUGGUAUUUUUAUAAGUAAUAGCUUAUAGUAGAUAACGAAUGGCUCGCAGAGCUUCUGGGCUUCAUUCGCAACGCCUGAGGGCUUCGCAAGGAGCACGUGGAGAAUGUUCUCGCUAUAUUUUUAAUACUUUUGUCACUAAAAAUUGCACUAUAGAUUGAUCGAAUUUGGUUUCUCUCUAUUUUUUUUUGUUGUUGUCCUAACAUGAAAACUUUUGCACUAACCUAAACACAAAUUGCAUUUACUGGUAGUAAUUUUUGGUUUCAAGGCUGUACUAUAUCAAGUGCUAGCCUGUAACUUUACCCAGAGGUGAGUCUUUGGCACUUCUGUGUGAGCGAUUGUAUUGCAUCACAAUAGUUCUACAAUUCUCUUUAGAGUAAACUUGGUAAAAAUCCCUGAAUCUCUAGUUAAGAGCUAUCGGUCAUGCUUUUUACAGGGUGGCCAUAAUGUCGUGCACCGAGGUAAAUCUCACAAUCUAUUAGAACGGGCAACCUGCGUCCCACGAGCCAAAUGCCAAUUUUGAAUGAUGUGCGGCCCACGAUACAAAAAUUUUUAUUUCAGUUUGAUCUGGUACGUCUUAAGUACAAACCCUAUACCAGACUCACGAUUUAUUAUUUAUGCCUAUGGCAUUACAAUGCUUUUUUUUGCCUGCGACUACUAGAACAGGGGUUCUCAACCUGGGGUUCGCGAACCACCAGGGGUUCACGAGAAGAUUCCCAGGGGUACUUGGAUGACAGGAUGACUUUUUGUGUUUUUUUUACAAUAUUCUUCAACAAAGGAAAACCAAGUAACUACCAGAUGAAAAUGCAUGCCAAUUGAAAUUCAGCGUAGAUUUUCCCUGAUUGUGACGCAACAUGCCCGGCUUAUCAGCCAAACUUUGAAAUCUCAAAAGACAAUGUGGGCAAAAGGGCAAACACAUUAAAAUGAAGAUUUAAUUUAGUUACAGCAGUUGGUCAAUAAAUUGUCAUUGCAGCAAAUUGUCAAUCAAUAUAUCACAACUUUGUUUGGUGUCUGAUUACUGGGGGUUCGCGUUGAUUGUUUCGUGACCCGGGGGAUACUUAACAGAAAAAAGGUUGAGAACCCCUGUACUAGGAAGUCCAUGUUAAAUGAAGAUGCGGCCCUCGGUUUCACCCAGUUAUUUGUAUCUGGCCCUUCUGUAUCAAAGAUUGCACACCCCUGUUCUAGCUGGUGACUCGCCACAUUAUUGCUCACUCCCUGUAUUGGGAUGUUGAUGGCAAUACUAAUUUCAGAAUAUUAUCAUGAUGAAUUAGAGAAGAUUGUGUAUUAAGAUCAAACGAUUCCAACGUUUUUGUAUCUUUGGAAUUUUGAGAUUCACCUUUGUGCGUGACUUUAUGGCUACACUGUAUAUUCUUGACACAAAUAUACCAGGUGGCAAUCAGGCGCUCCAGUAUUAUGUGUACCAAUAUGGAGGUAACUAAUUUUGUUCGCCUACUUUACAUCAAGUUGUGUAAAGGGACUGAAACCUAUAGUCAGUGGGUGUGUUCACUUGGCUAACACACACAGUCCCCGAACUCGUAAUAGAACUAAAGUAAGGAGAAUCUGGAUAAAAUUAUGGCCUAACCUGGUACACGCACUGCGGGAGUACCGGCAAUCAUGCGUUGUAUAUGUUCCACGACCCCCAAGUUAAUCUUUUUUGACGAAAUUGCGAUUUUUAUCGAUUUCUUGUAAAAAUUUUCAUUGCCAAACUAGAACAAUUGAUGAUUUAAGUGUUCAUGACAGACAUUUGAGUAGAAAAAACUAAAUAUAUUAGUACAUUGUAAAAUUGCCAAAACUAGAUAAUAAUGUUAGUUGUCCAUAAAGAAUAGUUACACAAAUAUGGCUUGAGUGUCGCAUGCUUAAAAAUAAUUAACCAUUUCCUUACCGGUCCUGAGUUUGUAACCUUGCGAGAAGCUGUUGCUCGCCCUAGGCUUUCUCAUCAGCUCUUUUCCUCCUGGGAUAGAUUUUUAAAAAAAGUGUGAGACGUCUACGACUCAAAAUGUAUUUUGUGUGUGUAAUGAAUUUAAUAUCUUUCAGGCGUCUUUUAUAUGUAUUUCAUUUGUUUAUUUUAUUAGGAUAUAAGGAUUCGCGAGGUGCAUAAUUGUUUAUUUUUGUUGUUCAAGUCGCUAGUCAAGUGGAGUCAAGCGCCUCAUUAGAGGUCCCAAGGUGAGUCCAAAUUCAGGCGUCGAGUCCGAACUCAGGUCUCAAGUCUAGUUCAAAUUCACGUCUUGAGUCGCGUCCAAAAUCAGUCUCAAAUCGAAUCCAAAAUCAAAUGCCGCUUAUCUGAUCCUAUGUAUUCUCUCAAAAUCGUGAGAUUUACGUUUUGCUCUAGUUUUAAUAAUUGUGUUUUGAAUCAAAAGUCCGAAAAAGUAGAAUGGAUACAGUAUUUUAUGUGAAAUCAAUGUAUUUUUUGAGACUCCUAAAAUUCGUUGUGCACCCCCUACUGGUUGGGCCCUCUAGUUUGGGAAGCCCUGAUUGAGAUAACUCAAGUAACUUUAAGUCUUUGAUGAUAAAUAACGACUCUUACCCAACUUGAGCCCCCUCAACACUUAUACCAAGUUCCAGUCCUAUGUUAGUAGAUUUUUACUUUAAUGUUUUUAAAUUGAGUUUCCAUUCUUGUGCAAUGAACUGCGCUUGCACAGGCACUGAUAAGUAAAGAGCUGACUUUUCUGGAACAAUCGAGAUUGGGUUCGAACCUUCAUAGCAAAGUGCUAGCCACAAGGACUAGGCCACACAAAAAAUGUUCAAUAAGGCUGUUUUAAGAACUGUUUGGGGGAAUGCCAUGUGCUUUUAAUAUUCGUGUUCCCAAUUAAACGGCUGUUAGUACAAGAAAACCCUUAUGUAUUUUGUGUGAAUUCAGUGAUUUUGCAAAUUUGUGAGAUGCUUCUUGCUGACCAUUGGACCUUCCGAGUAAUGUACAAUUAAGCUGUUUUAUAAUCUGGGGAAUGCCAUGUUCUCCUAAUUUUCGUGUUCCCAAUAAAAUGGCUGUUAAUACGACAAAACCCCCUAUGUAUUUUGUGUGAAUUCAGUGAUUUCGCUAAUCUGUGAGACGCUGUUAAAAGUAUCUUCUAGUCUAAAAAGUACUGGCUUUUGGCGAAUACAGUAGCUCAUAAAGUCCUGUAUUAAAUUAGAUAAAAGAACUUUGAUGUGUGUUGUGCAACUAAUGAUGAUGGGAAUAUAAAGGUGUAUUGAAUAAAGGAAACAAGACUUAAUAUAAAUACAGAUUAAAAAACAACAAACCAGGGUAAAAUAUGUGGUGUCUAUAAAGUCUUGAAAAAUUCUUAAAAUUGCAAAGAUAAUUAAUCGAUACCAUAUAUUGUUUUGGCCCCCACAGAUGUGUAUUAAAUGAAAUAAAAAUACCUAUACAAUUACUGAUUAAAAAAAAAACUUGUUAAGAUAUAUUGAGAACUGACUUCAUAACAAAUUUGAAAUCGUGAAGGAACUUUAUUGACAUCCUGUGUAUUGAAGAAUGUCUUCAGAACAAAAUUGUAAUUGGUUAAAAUUCUGCUAUUGAUAUUGUUUCCAAUUUUUGUGGGGGUAUGGCGGCGUUACUUUGAGCAAACUUUAUAAAAAAAUCUGUUCAUGAAUUCAUUCCUUAGAUCAAGAUUUAUUUGGAACAAAAUCUUAUCAGGUGCUCGUUGAAUUUUUAUUUCAAUUUCUCGUUUUUAUUCACCAUGUUUUUGUUGAUAAUAGGCCUAUAUAAGAGACUGUUUUGUAUUUACCUUAUGUGCUUUUUUUGUACCUUUAUCAUGAAUCUAGAAUGUUGAAUUGUCUUUUCUCAUAUUUAAAACUCUCCCGAGUCUUGCUGUAAAAAAUAGCAGUUUACUAAGGUGUAUUGCCUCACGAUAGUUUUACAUAGUUUCAGUAACUCAGUUCAGUGCUGCGUAACUGCGUAACUUUGCUCAGAGAUGAGUCCCUUUCACAUCUGAGUAAGUGCGCGUAACUUUGCUGAGAGAUGAGUCCCCUUUACUUCUGAGUGAAUGCUCGCAACUUUGUUCAUGGAGUCUCCUUAACUUAUGUGUUAUUGCGCAUAACUUUUGCCCGGAGAUGAGUCUCUUGUACUUCUGAGUGAGUACCCAUAACUUCGCUAAGAGAUGAGUGACCUUUACUUUGAGUGAGUGCCUGUAUCCGUUUUGCUCUUCUCAAAUGAAGUUUAAUACCCGUUUAAUCCCAAUGAGUAUUUUUGUACCUACAUCGAUUUACUUGAAGUAUUCAGUCGUGUCAAUCAAAGGAGUUUUUGCCUGUUGAAACAUUUGUUUGUCAAUUGCCCAAUGCUUUUAAAUAUUUGUCGUUCGUAUCUUUUGUUUCAAUAUUUUGCCUUUUUCCUUUUUUUGUUUAUUAAUUAAUAUGUUCUAUAGUACUGCAUUUAUUGUUUUUUUGUUACGAAUAAAGACAGUCAUGAAAUCAGGUG
This is a messenger RNA of Styela clava, 7902 nucleotides long. RefSeq lists its product as uncharacterized. The record is from RefSeq and is a predicted model, not a curated record. Gene Ontology annotation, biological process: intracellular signal transduction. Gene Ontology annotation, molecular function: transmembrane receptor protein tyrosine kinase adaptor activity. Gene Ontology annotation, cellular component: plasma membrane. Lineage: Eukaryota; Metazoa; Chordata; Ascidiacea; Stolidobranchia; Styelidae.